Molecule: messenger RNA, 4756 nt
Organism: Sus scrofa (pig)
Lineage: Eukaryota; Metazoa; Chordata; Mammalia; Artiodactyla; Suidae
Source: RefSeq, a predicted model, not a curated record
UCUCCUAUUUGACCCCUGGCCUGGGAACCUCCAUAUGCCGUAGGUGUGGCCCUAAAAAGAGAAAAAAAAAACAAAAAAUAAACCUGUCUCUCAGACCAUGAGUUCUGGGGGAAGGCAGGUCCCCUCAGCCCAGACCCCCCCAGACCACGCACCUCCUUCCCCUUAUCCAUGCAAUACUGGCAACCUGGCUUCACUCCCUUGCUCCCUCUCCCCUGAUGGGAAAUCCAAAGCCCAAGGGGUUAGGUGACUCUUCAAGGUCACAGCACCACGGAGUCUCUGGACCCCCAGCUCACUCCCCUCCUCGUCCACCACCUCCUGUCCCUCCCACUCCCUGCUCCUGGAGUAGAGUGGGGGCAGCCCCAGGAGAAGCCAGCUCAAAAGCACAGGAAAGUCAAACGCCCAUUUGAUUCUGCCUCCGGGGCCUCUAAUUGCUAUUCCUGACACACACUGUAAUUAGAAGGCCCCUUUCAAAUAUUUAUACCUUAGACGUCGCGUAUUUAUCUGACAGGGAGAGGACUUGGAUUUGAUGAGAUCUGUCAACAGCUCAUCCUCGAGCAGGGAAUUGCCUUGCAGCUGACAGAAAACAGGACAAUUACCCACUGUGCUCCCUGGCAGUCCCCAGGGAUGCUGCUGCCUGUCGCUGAUUGCAGAGGGCGGGGUGGGGUGGGGGGCUGUGUGAAGGCUCUUCUGGAGGGAGGAUCGAGUUCAACAGGUUCGUGUUGGGCAGCUCAUCCAAAGCAGAAGAGGGGUGGGGAGGUGGGGGCACGUACGAAUGAGGAGCCUUGUUUUGUCAGCUCCGGGCCUCAGUUUCUCUAUCUGGAAAAUGGGGCUAACAGUGGAGGGGAGAUGGAGAACCUCCAACUCCGUGAAGAGACCUGGUGGGUGUCAAACGCCACUCCAAGUCAGGCCAUAUCAUGGCAUCCAGUCAGAAAUGAGCUGCGGGGUGUCCCUCCCCCUCUGUGCCUCCAUUUCCCCAAGGGGAAAAAACAAGUCACUCCCUCCUGGCGAUCCUUCCUCGAGCUUUCUGGGGUUUUCCUGUUAGAAGCCCAUUUUUCAAAUCAGGAAAGCAAAGCGCUUUCAUGGCCCCCAGCCCCACUAUUCCUGGGGUGGAGUCAGCUCUGACUUGCACUCCAAGCCACAGGCACCUACCCACCUCAGGGGGCCUGGAGAAGGGAAUCUGGGGUCCAGUCCUUCCUGACCACCCAUCUUACUCCUCUAUUAGGGGGAACUGAGCAAGCCACCUUAUGGAAAAAGAGAAAAUGUGUUUGCUCUGGAACUGGCCAAGGUUCCCUUUGCUUCUCUCACUGCCCCCAACCCCUUAAUGUUCUUGCCCCCAGACAGCUGCAGCUGCCAACAGGCAGCCAGGCCAGGCGAGACCCCUUUCAUUUCUGUCCCCCCCACCCCCCACCCCCAGAAACCACAAAAGGACAGAUGCUGAAGACCCACGCUAGGCACAGAUAUCAUCUCCCUUCCCCUGGCCAGCUGCCCCAGUCCCCUUCCCCCAUUGCGCAAUUAGUCCCCUGGGGAGAGGGGACGAGAAGAGCCCUCUUGGGGGAGGGGAAGUCAGAACCCCUGUCCCUUCCGUUGCCUACCCCCUCCCUCCCGCUGCGUCAGUAUCCAUUUUAGCCAGUGACCUCUGGGACAAUUUCCACACCCCCAAUCUGGUCAGUUUCGCCACCAGAUCCUGGUUCAAUUUCAACCCUCAAUGGUGGUCCCUCUCACCCCCUCUGCUGGUCAGUUUCACCCCUUCCCUCGGUCAAGUCCAGCCCCCCAUUUCCCGGCCAAUUUCCACCUCCCCUCCCUCUCUCACUCCCCACCUCAGCACCUCUCGCUCUCAGGAGCAAGGUCAGCCCCGGUAGGUUCCCACCUCCUGCUCUCCUCGCUCGGUCCUGCCAGCCUCGGUCCUCCGAGCCUCGGUCCUCCGGGUCACUGUCCAGCAGCCGCGGCCUCGGCCCCCCGCGACUCCCGCCCCGCAUCCCCCCUCCCUCCGCGGGCAGUGGCUCCCCUCCCUCCCCAGAACAGCUGAAGGUCUCUGUCACCUCCGAGGGGCGCGCCAGGGGAGGAGAGGGGGCGGGGGAAGCCGCGGAGGGGGAGGCGGGGAAGCCUUGACGUUGCUUGCUGCCCGGGACCCGGCCCGGGGCUGGUAGGGGCUGGGGCGUCAGUCUGAGCGCCCCCUCCCCAAAGUCCCCCUCCCAGCCGUGCGCCGGCUGCGGCUAAAGUCUCUCCGAAAGCGUGAAGGGGGAUUGGAGGAGAUUUUAUUUCCCUUUGUGCCCGCGCCUGGGGCCGGAUUGAGGCGGCCGGGCAGGGGGCUCCGGGAUUGGGGCUCCCCCGAAGCGGCGAGGAGCGCAACAAAGGAUGCUCCACACCAGGGUCGCCGUCCCUGCAACCCAACUUUGCGCGCGGCGCCCGCGCCCCCGGGGAGCCCGCCCGCUGCGCUGAGAACCCAGGCGUCCGGGCUGAGCCAGGGCUGGGGGCGUCGGCUCUGCAGGCGGCGCUUUCCCCGGCCCCCGGCUCCCAAGAGGGGAUCCCGGAUCUUCCCGGAGGCAGCGGGCUACCUAGCCUCGCACGGAGACCGCGCUGCCGGGGGAAACUCCGCGCGCUUCCGCGGAUGCCCCUAGCUCUGGCCGGACGACCCUGUGCUGGGCGUUCAGGGCCCUGCCAGGUGCCCUCUUCCCCCGCCGUCCUCCCAGAGCCGGGCUAAGGUGCGCUUUUGCUCUUCCUCCCUCCUCCGUCUCCUUCUCCUUUUUUUCCCCUUUUCACCCUCCUCUGAGCUCAGCCAAGGGGCAUACCUGAUCUUUCUCCUCCUUCUUCCUCUCCUUCCCCUCCUUCCUCCUACUCCUCCCUGGGGACUCUGCGGAGGUAGGGGGUCCAGAAGGGAGCAUGUGGGUCCCCCUCUGACAGUGGCCAGGUUUGGGGUGACACGAGCUCAAAUGGCCAAGUGGCUCCGAGACUACCUGAGCUUUGGCGGUCGGAGGCCCCCUCCACAGCCGCCCACCCCCGACUACACGGAGAGCGACAUCCUGCGGGCCUACCGGGAGCAGAAGGAUCUGGACUUUGAGGACCCCUAUGAGGACGCGGACAGCCGCCUGGAGCCUGAUUCCGCGGGGCCUGGGGACUCCAAGGGCCCUGGAGACGCCAAGUAUGACUCUCCAAAGCACCGGCUCAUCAAGGUGGAGGCAGUGGAUAUGGCCAGAGCCAAGGUCUUGCUGGGCAGUGCCUGCGAAGAGUCGGAAGUCGAUGCCGAAUACUCGGACCCCUUUGAUGCUCAACCUCACCCGCCACCCCCGGAUAAUGGCUACAUGGAGCCCUAUGAUGCCCAGCGAAUUGUGAGUGAAUUGCCAUGCAGAGGGGUGCAGCUGUAUGACACUCCCUAUGAGGAGCAGGACCAAGAGCCAGGAGAUGAGACUCCUUCAGGUCGGAAACCUCGACAGAGUCGGCUGCCCCAGGAGGAUGAACGGCCAGCAGAUGAGUAUGACCAGCCCUGGGAAUGGAAGAAAGACCACAUCUCCAAGGCAUUUGCAGUGCAGUUUGACAGUCCUGAAUGGGAAAGAACUUCAGGGUCAGCCAAGGAGCUCCGGAGACCCCCGCAUAGAAGCCCCCAGCCCGCAGAGCGUGUGGACCCGGCCCUGCCCCUGGAAAAACAGCCGUGGUUUCAUGGCCCGCUGAGCCGGGCAGAUGCCGAGAAUCUCCUGUCGCUCUGCAAGGAAGGCAGCUACCUUGUGCGGCUCAGCGAGACCAGCCCCCAAGACUGCUCCUUGUCCCUCAGGAGCAGCCAAGGCUUCCUGCAUCUGAAGUUUGCACGGACCCGAGAGAAUCAGUUCGUGCUGGGUCAGCACAGUGGCCCUUUCCCCAGCGUGCCAGAGCUGGUGCUCCAUUAUAGCUCCCGCCCACUGCCCGUGCAGGGUGCCGAGCAUCUGGCCCUGCUGUACCCCGUGGUCUCACAGAGCCCCUAACAGAGAGCCUCAGCCCCUUGCCCUGAGCCUGGAGGACCCAGAAUCACUGGCUGCAAAUGUUGGAAAUCUUUCCAUUCCUGGAGGAGGCUGGAUGGAAAGUCUCCCCACCCCUCCAGGCCCUGAGUCUUAUUGGAGCUGCUCUGCUCCACCUCCUUCUGGGUCCUGGAGCCCAGAAUUGUGUCUUGAAGUCCUCCUCUGGCCUGGAAAAUAAAUAAGUUAUUGUGUGUUUCAAGUGUCCUUUCUGGGAGGUGGGGAUCCCAGCUUCACAGAGGGAAGAGGGGAGACGGGCCCUGGGAGGUGGGGAGAGCAUUCCUAGCUCCUUGUUUUGGGAAUGGAGUUGGGGUCGGAGCCUGAAUUGCUCACAGGAAGGGACCGAGAGCUAGAGACAGGCAGGGAGAAAGAGGUAUGGAGGCAGAUAAAAAGCCAGAGACAUUGGAGACCAGCAGAUAAAAAAAGAUAGAGAAACGGAGAGGACAAGGCUCUCAGGCCAACCCCGCCCCCAUCCCAUUGGGGCGGGUGGCCACGGGCUGAUGCUGCUGCAGAAAGGACAUCUGUCCCCAUGGAAACAGCAGAAGUGGGGGAGGGGAGCCAGGCCCAGCUGGUGUCACUUCAAGGUGACAGUCGGGCAGGAGACCCCGGGGGGGCAGAUAAAAGUCAGGAAGCCCCAAUCUGGCCCCUCACCCCCCAACUCCAAGCCUGCCCAGGAGGCAGUACUAGCUGGGGAGGGGGAUGCCUCCAGCUCAGGGCACUGUUUGGAGGCUAGGGGCAUCACUUGUCUGCUAAUAAACACACGCCUCCAAAGA